AUGCUUGUCCGUCCCUGGGAUCGGUUUCUUCUUGAGCCACCAGACUUUGCGGAGAAUGAAGAAGAUUAUUGGACGCCGCCUUCUUCUCCGUUGGACGACUCGCUUAGCCGUUCUGUUGUAAAACAGGAGGUGGAUGAUCCAGAAUCGCGAGCAUUAUGGUUACUUGUUCUUCUUGGGCAGCCUUUUGGCGCAUUUUUACUAGUGCGGCAGCACGGCGGAGAAUACAAGAGGGUCGCAUCAGAUCGUGAUAUUAUUGCGCAAGUCAAAGAUGGGGCUUCCGUUCGGGACUUGAUGGACGUCAAGACGAUAGAAAUACUGUAG
Molecule: messenger RNA, 321 nt
Organism: Suillus fuscotomentosus
Lineage: Eukaryota; Fungi; Basidiomycota; Agaricomycetes; Boletales; Suillaceae
Exons: 1
Coding region: 1-321 (106 amino acids)
Source: RefSeq, a predicted model, not a curated record